Phodopus roborovskii (desert hamster) is the source of this 6011-nucleotide messenger RNA. Its product is annotated as FRAS1-related extracellular matrix protein 2-like. Gene Ontology annotation, biological process: cell communication. Gene Ontology annotation, cellular component: membrane. The record is from RefSeq and is a predicted model, not a curated record. NCBI's taxonomy places the organism in Eukaryota, Metazoa, Chordata, Mammalia, Rodentia, Cricetidae.
ACGACUCCUGGGAUGGCCACCCGAGCGCGCAGGACAGCCAAGUCCUCCGGCUUCCAGACGAUACCCACACAGUCGUCCAGGCUGCUGCUGCUGUUCCUGUCACUGGUAAGCCGCGUCUCCACACAGCCCGCUGUCCCAGGAGAAGCAUUUUUGUUCCCGGGUCUUUCCGGGACUUCCAGUGUCCCUGCAGAGGAAGCUAUAGUGGUGGCGAACCGCGGGCUCCGGGUGCCCUUCGGUCGCGAAGUCUGGCUGGAUCCAGUGCGUGACUUGGUGCUGCAGGUGCAGCCAGGGGAUCGCUGCUCAGUGACUGUGCUAGAUAAUGACGCGCUGGCCCAGCGGCCUGGCCGCUUGAGUCCCGAGCGCUUCGCGUGCGACUAUGGCCCGGGAGAGGUGCGCUACUUGCACCUGGGUGCUCGCAGCCCUUCGCGCGACCGCGUCCGGCUGCAGCUGCGCUAUGAUGCCCCAGGAGGGGCGAUAGUCCUGCCUUUGGCCUUAGAGGUGGAAGUGGUAUUCACUCAGCUGGAAGUUGUGACUCGGAACUUACCUCUGGUCGUGGAAGAACUACUAGGGACCAGCAAUGCCCUGGACUCUCGGAGCUUAGAGUUUGCCUACCAGUCUGAGACUGAGGAGUGCCGCGUGGGCAUCUUGUCAGGUUUGAGUGCUUUGCCUCGUUAUGGAGAGCUCCUUCACUACCCACAGGUCCCAGGGGGGACCUCGGAGACCCUUUUGAUGGACUGCAAAGCAUUCCUGGAGCUGGGAGUGCGCUAUCGUCACACAGCUCCCAGUCGCUCACCUAACAGGGACUGGCUACCUAUGGUGGUAGAGCUACUCCGAGGGGCUCCUAUGGGUAGCCCGCCUUUAAAACGUGAGCACUUCCAGGUGCUUGUGAGGAUCCGCGGAGGAGCAGAGAACACUGCACCGAAGCCCAGUUUCGUGGCCAUGAUGAUGAUGGAGGUGGACCAGUUUGUACUGACCGCUCUAACACCAGACAUGCUGGCAGCAGAGGAUGCUGAAUCCAACCCGGACCUUUUGAUCUUCAACCUCACCUCUGCCUUCCAGCCUGGGCAGGGCUACUUGGUGAGCACUGAUGACCGAAGCCUGCCUCUCUCCUCCUUUACACAACGGGAUUUGCGCUUGCUGAAGAUUGCCUACCAGCCUCCCUCUGAAGACUCUAACGAGGAGCGUCUGUUUGAACUGGAACUGGAGGUAGUGGACCCCGAAGGAGCAGCCUCAGACCCUUUUGCCUUCAUGGUUGUGGUGAAGCCCAUGAAUACGUUGGCCCCAGUGGUCACACGAAACACUGGCCUUAUUCUCUAUGAAGGUCAAUAUCGGCCACUCACGGGUCCUGUAGGCAGUGGACCCCAGAACUUGGUCAUCAGUGAUGAAGACGAUCUCGAAGCUGUGAGACUAGAGGUGGUAGCCGGGCUCCGGCAUGGCCACCUUGUUGUUCUAGGGUCUCCCAGUAGUGACUCUGCUCCCAAGACCUUCACAGUGGCUGAGCUGGCCGCUGGCCAGGUUGUCUACCAGCAUGAUGACAGAGAUGGCUCACUGAGUGACAACCUGGUGCUGCGCAUGUCAGAUGGAGAAGGCAGGCACCAGGUCCAGUUCCUGUUCCCCAUCACUUUAGUGCCUUUGGAUGACCAGCCACCUGUCCUGAACGCCAACACUGGGCUGACCAUGGCAGAGGGCGAAACUGUGCCUGUCCCACCCACGACUCUGAGUGCAACUGAUAUGGAUUCAGAUGACUCUCAGUUGCGAUUUGUACUAGAAUCACCUUUCUCAACCACAGGGUACCUACUUCUCCGCCAAACUCAUGCUCCCCAGGAAGAGCAGGGGCUGUGGCAGAAACGCGGGCUGUUUUAUGAGCGAAGAGUGACAGAAUGGCGGCAACAGGAUAUCACAGAAGGAAGGCUCUUCUACAGGCACUCAGGGCCCCAUAGUCCUGGGCCCGUGAUGGACCAAUUGACAUUUAGAGUCCAAGACAACCAUGACCCCCCUAACCAAUCUGGGAUCCAAAAGUUUGUGAUACGCAUUCAUCCUGUGGACCGCCUUCCUCCAGAACUGGGCCGUGGCUGUCCCCUUAGGAUGGUGGUACAGGAAUCCCAGCUCACACCACUGAGAAAAAAGUGGCUGCACUACACUGAUGUGGACACAGAUGAUAGAGAGCUACACUACACAGUGACCCAGCCCCCCAUGGACACAGAUGAAAACCAUGCACCUGCUCCACUAGGCACUUUGGUCUUCACUGAUAAUCCCUCAAUCAUAGUGACCCAUUUUACCCAAGCCCAGGUUAACCAUCAUAAAAUUGCUUACAGGCCCCCCAAUCAAGAGCUAGGAGUAGCAGCUCGAGUGGCACAGUUUCAAUUCCAAGUAGAGGAUCGAGCUGGGAAUGUUGCUCCGGGCACCUUCACUCUUUACCUGCAGCCUGUGGAUAACCAGCCUCCUGAGAUUGUCAAUACUGGCUUCACUAUUGAGGAGAAGGGCCACCACAUCCUGCAGGAGACUGAGCUGCACGUGAAUGAUGUUGACACCGAUGUGGCCCACAUCUCUUUCACUCUCACACAGGCUCCCAAGCAUGGCCACAUGCAAAUCUCUGGCCAGACAUUACAUGUCGGAGGACACUUCCGUUUAGAGGACAUACAGCAUGGCAGAGUCUCCUAUUCAAAUAGCGGGGAUGAAUCUUUGACUGACAGCUGCUCCCUGGAGGUCAGUGAUAGACACCAUGUGGUGCCCAUCACUCUCAGAGUGAAUAUUAAGCCAGUAGACCGUGAAGGUCCCAGGUCAAUCCUUCCAGCUGGCACUCUGGAGUCCUAUCUAGAUGUCUUGGAAAAUGGGGCUACUGAAGUCACUGCCAAUAUCAUUAAGGGGACCUAUCAAGAUACUGAUGAUUUAAUGUUGACUUUCCUAUUGGAAAAUCCACCUUUAUAUGGGGAAAUUCUGGUCAAUGGAGCUCCAGCUGAGCAUUUCACUCAGAGGGACAUCCUGGAGGGUUCUGUUGUCUAUGUCCACACCAGUGGUGAGAUUGGCCUGUUGCCUAAAGCAGACUCUUUUAACCUGAGCCUGUCAGAUAUGUCUCAAGAAUGGAGAAUUGGCAGCAGUAUUAUUCAAGGUGUUACUGUGUGGGUGACCAUUCUACCUGUGGACAGCCAAGCCCCAGAAAUUUCUGUUGGGGAGCAGUUUGUAGUGCUAGAAGGUGACAAGAGUAUGAUAACCCUAACCCAUCUAAGUGCUGAGGACACAGACUCACUGAACGAUGACCUCUUGUGCACAAUAGUCAUUCAGCCAACCUCAGGCUAUGUGGAGAACAUUUCUCCAGCACCAGGCUCAGAGAAGUCAAGAGCUGGGAUUGCCAUUAGUGCCUUCACUGUGAAGGAUCUCAGGCAAGGACACAUUAAUUAUGUUCAGAGUGUCCACAGGGGGGUUGAGCCUGUGGAAGACCGUUUUAUAUUCCGUUGUUCUGAUGGCAUUAACUUUUCUGAGAGACAGAUUUUCCCCAUUGUAAUCAUUCCUACCAAUGAUGAACAGCCAGAAAUGUUCAUGAGGGAAUUCAUGGUGAUGGAAGGCAUGAGUCUGGUGGUUGACACACCCAUCCUCAAUGCUGCAGAUGCUGACAUUCGGGAUGAUUUAACUUUCACCAUUACCCGGUUUCCAACUCAUGGUCACAUCAUGAACCAGCUGAUCAAUGGUACAGUGUUGGUCGAAAGCUUCACCCUGGACCAGAUUAUAGAGAGUUCCAGCAUUAUUUAUGAGCAUGAUGACUCUGAGACUCAAGAAGACAGUUUUGUGAUUAAAUUGACAGACGGCAAGCACUCUGUGGAGAAAAUGGCCCUCAUUGUGGUCAUCCCUGUGGAUGACGAGACCCCCAGGAUGACCAUCAAUAAUGGGCUAGAAAUAGAAGUUGGGGAAACCAAAGUUAUCAACAACAAAAUACUAAUGGCAACUGAUUUAGACUCUGAUGACAAAUCAUUGGUUUAUAUUAUUCGUUAUGGACCAGGACAUGGCUUGUUACAGAGGCAAAAACCUACAGGUGUCUUUGAAAACAUCACCCUAGGCAUGAAUUUUACCCAGGAUGAAGUGGACAGAAAUUUAAUUCAGUAUGUCCAUUUUGGGCAAGAGGGCAUUCGAGACCUAAUUAAAUUUGAUGUGACAGAUGGAACGAAUGCCCUUAUCGAUCGAUACUUUUAUGUGUCUAUUGGAAGUGUUGAUAUUGUCUUCCCUGAUGUGAUAAGUAAGGGUGUGUCCUUGAGAGAAGGUGGCAAAGUCACUCUUACAACAGACCUACUGAGUACAAGUGACUUGAAUAGUCCUGAUGAGAACUUAGUUUUCACUAUUACCAGGGCUCCUAUGAGAGGUCACUUGGAGUGCACAGAUCAAAGAGGAGUGUCCAUCACUUCUUUCACUCAGCUCCAAUUGGCUGGUAACAAGAUCUACUACAUCCAUACAGCUGAGGAUGAGGUAAAAAUGGACAGUUUUGAGUUUCAAGUCACAGAUGGACGGAACCCUGUCUUCCGAACAUUCCGGAUCUCCAUCAGUGAUGUAGACAACAAAAAGCCAGUGGUCACCAUCCACAACUUGGUGGUCAGCGAAAGUGAGAGCAAGCUGAUCACUCCCUUUGAGCUCACUGUGGAAGACAGAGAUACUCCUGACAGGCUCCUCAAAUUCACUGUCACCCAGGUCCCCGUUCACGGGCACCUCCUAUUCAACAACACUAGAUCCGUCAUGGUUUUUACCAAGCAAGACUUGAAUGAAAACUUAAUCAGCUACAAACAUGAUGGCACAGAGUCCACGGAAGACAGUUUCUCCUUCACGGUGACUGAUGGCACCCACUCUGACUUCUAUGUUUUUCCUGAUACAGUAUUUGAAACUAGGAGACCUCAAGUCAUGAAAAUCCAAGUGCUGGCUGUUGACAACAGUGUUCCCCAAAUUGUGGUGAACAAAGGAGCUUCUACACUUCGUACUCUGGCCACUGGACAUUUGGGGUUCAUGAUCACAAGCAAAGUACUGAAAGUGGAGGACAGAGACAGCCUACAUUUUUCUCUCAGGUUCAUUGUGACAGAAGCUCCCCAACAUGGCUACCUUCUAAACCUGGGCCAAGGUAACCACAGCAUCACACAGUUUACACAAGCUGACAUUGAUGACCUGAAAAUAUGCUAUGUCUUAAGAGAGAGAGCUAAUGCCACAAGUGAUAUGUUCCAUUUCAUAGUGGAAGAUGAUGGUGGGAACAAGUUAACCAACCAGCAUUUUCGACUGAAUUGGGCAUGGAUCUCCUUCGAAAAGGAGUAUUACUUGAUCAACGAAGAUUCCAAAUUUCUUGAUAUUGUUCUUAAACGCAGAGGAUACCUGGGAGAAACUUCAUUUAUAAGCAUCAGCACGAGGGAUGGGACUGCACAAAGAGACAGCGACUUCAAGGGCAAGGCCCAGCGACAAGUGCAGUUCAACCCUGGCCAGACCAGGGCCUUGUGGAGAGUGCGGAUCUUGGGCGAUGAGGUGCAUGAGCACUCAGAGACCUUCCAGGUGGUUCUCUCUGAGCCUGUGCUGGCAGCCCUGGAGUUCCCCACAGUGACCACUGUGGAGAUCAUUGACCCAGGCGACGAAUCUACCGUGUUCAUUCCCCAGUCGGAAUACUCUGUUGAAGAAGAUGUGGGCGAGCUGUUCAUUCCCAUCAGGAGAAGUGGAGAUGUCAGCCAGGAGCUGAUGGUGAUCUGCUACACACAGCAAGGGACAGCAACCAGCACUGUGCGGACAUCAGUGCUGUCUUACUCCGACUACAUCUCCAGGCCUGAGGACCACAGUAGUGUGGUCCGGCUUGACAAAGAUGAACGUGAGAAAAUGUGCCGUGUGGUAGUAAUUGAUGACUCAUUAUACGAAGAGGAAGAGACUUUCCAGGUCCUUUUGAGCAUGCCCAUGGGCGGGAGGAUCGGUGACAAGUUUCCAGGAGCCAAGGUGACCAUACUGACAGACAAGGAUGACGGUGAGUUUUGAUUAUCUUACCUGCGGUGGCAACACCAGAC